Medicago truncatula (barrel medic) is the source of this 720-nucleotide messenger RNA. Its product is annotated as dirigent protein 21. Lineage: Eukaryota; Viridiplantae; Streptophyta; Magnoliopsida; Fabales; Fabaceae. The record is from RefSeq and is a predicted model, not a curated record. The transcript has a single exon. The coding region runs from base 50 to 610 and encodes 186 amino acids.
AUAAAAUAAAAUAAAAAAAAGAAAUUAAAGAAAAGUGUCCUUCAUCAAAAUGGCUCUUAUUUCACGUAGUUUAUUAUUUCUCUUCUCUCUAAAUAUAAUUUUUACUCAAUCAACUUCAACAAAUGGAGUGUUCUCAAAACAAUCCAACAUAUAUUUACCUUCAGAAAAAUUGACUCAUCUUCACUUCUACUACCAUGACAUUAAAAACAAAAACAACCCAACAAUUGUGCAAAUUGUUAACACACCUGAAAACGUGCCUAAUGGAUUUGGUGCAACUUAUGUAAUGGAUGAUGAAAUCACUGAAGGGCCUGAAAUGAGUUCAAAGCACAUUGGAAGAGCACAAGGGUUGUUUGGUCAAGCUUCUCUGCAUGAUAUUGGAAUGUUUAUGUUGACAAAUUUUAUUUUCACAGAGGGAAACUAUGCAGGGAGCACACUUAGCAUGUUAGGGAGGAAUCCUGUUGCUGAACAAAAUAGAGAAAUGGCAAUAGUUGGUGGGACUGGACUGUUCAGGUUUGCUAGGGGAUAUGUCAUAGCAAACAGUGUUUACUCUAUUUCUUCCCCUGAGAAUUUUGUUAUGGAGUACAAUAUCACAGUGUAUCAUCAUCUUUAAAUUAUGCCCUUUGUUGUGUGAGUUUGAAUAAGUGCUUUAAAAUUUGGACUACUUGUAAUCUUUGGUGUAGUAGUAAAAUAAUUAUGUUUGCUAUUUUUAUGAUGUUUUAA